UUUUAGAUAUUAAAAAUUAAUUCAAAUAUGGGCAACGAUUCUGUUGAGGAAAAUGCUACGGAAUUUAUUGAAAGAAGUGCUGAUACUAUUGAAAAAGACGCUAAAAAUGUAAAUGCUUCUGGAGGAUCAAAUAUGAUUGGUAAAGCUGGUGGUGCUUACAUUCCGCCAGCAAGGCUUCGUAUGAUGCAACAACAUCUGGGGGCAGAUAAAAGUUCAGAAGCUUAUCAAAGAGCAAAUUGGGAACGUUUGAAACGCAAAAUUCAUGGUCAGAUUAACCGUUUAAAUGUCUCUAAUAUUGUUGAUGUUGCUAGAACACUACUGCGUGAGAAUUUAAUACGUGGAAGAGGAUUAUUUGCUCGUUCUAUAAUACAAGCCCAAGCAUUUUCUCCUUCGUUUUCACAUGUAUUUGCAGCACUUGUAGCUAUUAUAAAUUCUAAAUUUCCUAAUAUCGGAGAAUUAGUUUUGCGUCGUCUUAUAAUUCAAUUUAAACGCUCAUUUCGUCGUAAUGAUAAACAAACUUGUGUAACAGCUUGUAAAUUUAUUGCACAUUUGGCAAAUCAAAGAGUGGCACAUGAAAUUUUAGUUUUGGAAAUGUUAGUUCUUUUGAUGCAAAGACCUACAGAUGAUUCAAUCGAAGUGACUGUGACGUUAUUGAAAGAAUGUGGUGCAAUGCUUCUUAAAGUAACGCCAAAAGGUUCAAUUGCUGUUUUUGAACGUCUUCGUUCUGUACUCAAUGAUUGCGAUUCUAUUCAAGAACGGACACAAUAUAUGAUAGAGACGAUGCUGCACAUUCGCAAAACAAAAUUUGAGAAUUACCCAAUAAUGUUAGAAGAAUUAGAUUUGAUUGAUGAAGAUGACCAGAUUGCACAUUUGGUCCAGUUAAACCCUGAAGACGGAAAAUCUUAUGAUCCAGAAUUGACAUUAAAAUAUGAUGAUAUUCGCAAAGAGAUAAUUGGAGAUGCAGAUGAUGAAGGGGGCGAUGGAGGUGAUAAUGAUGAAGAAGCUGAUGAUGAGAAUGAAGAGGAAAAGCGUGCUGCUGAAAGUUUGUUGUUUUUAAUGAUUAGAGUUUUUGUAAUUAAAUUUCAAGCAACUGCUGGCGUUGUUAUUUUGGAUAUGACAGAGCAAGAUAUUGUAGCAUUCCGUCGAAAUGUUUAUUUAACAAUUCAGUCAUCACUUGAUUUUCAGGAAGCUGCACAUAAGCUUAUAAAAUAUGAAUUGAAGCCACAAUUAGAGAAUGAACUUUGUCAUAUGAUAGUUGAUUGCUGUGCCCAACAACGGACAUACCAAUCUUUUUAUGGAUUACUAGCUGAACGUUUUUGCCGUCUGCGAAAAGAAUUUCAGCUUCAAAAUAUGGCUAAAUUUGUUGCUCAUCUACUUAUUACAGAUGCUAUAAGUUGGGAAGUUUUUUCAGAAAUCAAAUUAACAGAACAAGAUACGACAUCUGCCGGGAGAAUUUAUAUAAAAAUUCUUUUUCUUGAAUUGGUAGAAAAAAUGUCCUUGGUUACUACAUACAAGCGUUGUAAUGAUCCUACGCUGCAAACUGCAAUGGAAGGCCUCUUUCCACGUGACAAUCCUCAAAAUACUCGAUUUGCGAUCAACUAUUUUUCGUUAAUUGGACUUGGAGCACUCACUGUAGACUUGCGUGAACAUUUACAAAAACGAUUAGAUAAAGAACGUAAGAAGAUGGUUAAGAAAGAGGAGGAAAUAUCUUCUUCAUCUUCUAGUUCUUCAUCAUCAUCUUCCUCUUCUUCGGAAUCUACAGAUGAAGAAGAAAAAAGACGACAAAGAAGAAAGAGAAAAUUAAAGAAAAGGACAGCAAAAGAUGAAAAUUCAGAUGCUAAAAAGAGAAAAAAGAAGAGUGCUGAGAAAAAUAAUGAAGAAAAAAGGACGAAAAAAGAGCGAAAAUGA
Molecule: messenger RNA, 1908 nt
Organism: Meloidogyne enterolobii
Lineage: Eukaryota; Metazoa; Nematoda; Chromadorea; Rhabditida; Meloidogynidae
Source: the annotation of a GenBank genome assembly